This is a messenger RNA of Puntigrus tetrazona (Sumatra barb), 7591 nucleotides long. It is a transcript of the gene slc6a9, whose product is annotated as solute carrier family 6 member 9. The record is from RefSeq and is a predicted model, not a curated record. Gene Ontology annotation, molecular function: glycine:sodium symporter activity. Gene Ontology annotation, cellular component: plasma membrane. The transcript is spliced from 13 exons. Gene Ontology annotation, biological process: neurotransmitter transport; glycine import across plasma membrane; synaptic transmission, glycinergic. Bases 1229 to 3145 code for a protein of 638 amino acids. NCBI's taxonomy places the organism in Eukaryota, Metazoa, Chordata, Actinopteri, Cypriniformes, Cyprinidae.
UAACUUUCUCAUUAUUUCUGCUCAAGGAUACCAAGAACAUGGUGACAUAACUUUCUUAUUUAUAUCGAUCUGAGCAGGUUGUUUUUAAGAUGGUUGACUUAAAUCAGCAGAACAUAAUACAUAAAACUCUGCAUACAUUCGUAAUCCCUGACAAUGCAGUCUAAACAAGCUGCAUGAAUCAUAACAUCAUGCUUCUGUAUGACGUUCUGACAGUAUCCACAAAUAUUACAUAAGUAAUGAAUAGCCAAUAGCAAGUUCAGAACAAAUAUUAUAUUUAAAAUAUUUGCUUUAAACAUUGCGAACAUGUAAAUGCUUUAACAAAUAUUUUGCUGUCAUUGCAGCCAGGAACAGAGUUGAUUUAAAUGUUGUUUCUCCAGGCCAGUGAAAACAAUGCUGCACAUUAUACAUGACAAACAAUGUUUUAAAGUGAUCCGUCUGUUUCCUCUAAUGCUAAUGGACUCUGAAGAUGUUUUUUUCAGUCUAGAAGCUAAAGUUGCAUGACAUUACAUCUCUAUGUUUGAUGCCAGCCAAAUUUGGACUGAUUUAUGCAACCCUGAAUGCCUUCAAUGGGCCUUUAAAAGUUCUCUAAUUGGCCUUCUUGGCAUAUUGUGAUUUAAAAUGGGUCGUUCCCCAAAUUCAGUCCCUCCAUAACAAAUUCAUUUGUCUCUGUUUACGAAUGCGAAUAGCUCAGCAAUAAUAAUGAAAGUCAGCCCAGAGUACAUCGAUUGAGAAAGGCCAGUGGAUUCUGUUUAUAUGUGAUUCAUUAGAACAAGCUAAAACAGAAUCUAGAAACAAAAAUGCUAGAUGAAAGUUUGUGAAGAGCAAGUAAACGGCUCACAUUCCCUUAUCGUUCUCAUUGAGCUUGGCAGUGUUAAAGGUGUCUGCAUGUAGACUUGGUUUUCUGGUUUUCAAUGUAUGUUUUGAAUCGUUUGUGAUGCCUUUAUUGUUAUAUAAUACAUAACAAUGUAAAAUGAUGUAACAGCCUAUAACCUUAAAGUUGGUGGCAGUGAGUAGGUAGAAGCAACCAAUUUGAAUAUGCUCUUUGCGACCUAUUGAAACUCUGUAAAGCCACACCUCCGGGCUCCUCCCCUUUCCCCACCCACAGCUCAAGGGUAGAAUAGGUUCCACAUGGAGCCGUGUCAGUCUGCUCUGACCCUGCUUACACGCUGAUGCUUGCCUGAAUGCUGUAGGUUCCUGUAUGUGUAGGCGCUAUUAGCUGGGGUUUACAAUGGACAGCAAAAAGAAUGGAGCAGUUCCAGGAGAGCCAGUAAAGAAAGAUGAAAACUCCAGAAGGGGAAACUGGGGCAACCAGAUUGAGUUUGUCCUCACCAGUGUUGGCUACGCAGUGGGUCUGGGAAAUGUCUGGAGGUUUCCUUACCUCUGCUACAGGAAUGGAGGAGGUGCCUUCAUGUUCCCAUACUUCAUCAUGCUGGUGUUUUGUGGCAUCCCUCUGUUCUUCCUGGAGCUUUCCUUUGGGCAGUUUACCUCCCUCGGGUGCCUGGGAGUCUGGAAGGUCAGCCCCAUGUUUAAAGGUGUGGGGUAUGGAAUGAUGGUGGUCUCUACCUACAUUGGGAUUUACUACAAUGUGGUGAUAUGCAUUGCAUUUUAUUACUUCUUCAUGUCCAUGACAAACCUGCUGCCCUGGACGUACUGUAACAACCCCUGGAACACUCCUGACUGUGCUGGAGUGGUGGGCACUCCACGAGUGAACGCCACCUUUGCCAAUGUGUCUGCUGUCAUGUCAGGGGUGAAUGAGAUAGUCAACCGCACCAAAAGGACCAGUCCUAGUGAAGAGUACUGGAGGAAUUAUGUGCUGAAUAUCUCUGAUGGUAUUGGGAACUUCGGGGAGGUGCGUCUACCUAUCCUGGGCUGUCUAGCUGUAUCAUGGGUAGUUGUGUUCCUCUGCCUUAUUCGAGGAGUCAAGUCAUCAGGCAAGGUGGUGUAUUUCACAGCAACCUUCCCUUAUGUGGUGCUGACCAUUCUCUUCAUCAGAGGAAUCACUCUGGAAGGAGCCGUCAGUGGUAUCAAAUACUAUUUGACCCCUCAAUGGGAGAAAAUUCUAGAUGCCAAGGUAUGGGGGGAUGCUGCCUCUCAAAUUUUCUAUUCGCUGGGUUGCGCCUGGGGUGGGCUUAUUACCAUGGCAUCAUAUAACAAGUUCCACAAUAACUGUUUUAGAGACAGUAUCAUCAUCAGUGUAACAAACUGUGGUACAAGUGUGUACGCUGGCUUCGUUAUUUUCUCCAUCCUGGGAUUCAUGGCUAAUCAUCUGGGGGUGGACGUGUCAGAGGUGGCCGAUCAUGGGCCAGGCCUGGCGUUUGUGGCCUACCCGGAGGCCCUAACAUUGCUGCCCAUAUCACCACUCUGGUCCCUGCUGUUCUUCUUUAUGCUCAUUUUACUGGGCCUGGGUACUCAGUUCUGUCUACUGGAGACUCUGGUGACGGCUGUAGUAGAUGAGAUCGGAACUGACUGGAUUAUCAAAAAUAAGACCUAUGUCACACUGGGAGUCGCUAUAAUAGGAUUCCUCCUGGGAGUGCCUCUGACCACACAGGCAGGAAUAUACUGGCUGCUGCUUAUGGACAACUAUGCUGCCAGUUUCUCUCUGGUCAUCAUCUCUUGCAUCAUGUGCAUCUGUAUAAUGUAUGUCUACGGCCACAAGAACUAUUUUAAAGAUGUGGAGAUGAUGCUGGGCUUCCCUCCUCCGAUCUUCUUCAGGAUCUGCUGGAGAUACGUGUCGCCUUUCAUUAUUACUUUUAUUCUGAUUUUCACUGUGAUACAGUACAAGCCUAUUACCUACAAUGACUAUGUAUACCCCAGCUGGUCAUUGGUCAUUGGGUUUGCCAUGGCUUUGUCUUCAGUCAUCUGUAUACCCAUCUAUGCUCUGUUCAAGAUUGCUGUGUCUGAAGGAUCUACAUUUUUAGAGCGUUUGAAGAACUCUGUGAAACCUGACCCAGACUGGGGCCCUGCUCUCCAGGAGCACCGCAAGGGCCGAUACGCCACCACAGGCCCCGAGUCAGUGGAGGUGUGCCCUCUCAAAGAAGACCUGAAGGACGAGGGUAAAGAGAAACUCAAGGAGAAAGAGGAUGAGAUCGGUUUGACCAUCCCAGGAAGCAACGGCUCCACAUUAAACCCCUCACCAAGCGCAUAGAGGAGCCCCUCCCCACCCUCCCCCCAGGACGGUUCCCAUUCCCACACUGCGGGACAGGCCACUCUCGCUGGAGACCUUUACAUAUUGUAAGGGCUUUAUGAAAUCUAACCUCUAGAGAAAUUGGUUGUCAUCCAAAACCUUUUUCUUUUUGUUGACAUAAUUUAAUAUUGCAGUUUUUUUAAAAAGACAAGAAAAAAGACGUGUUCAUAUACAGGAGGUCUUUGCAUACACGCAGUGUGUAUAUAGCGCAUUGUACAAUAUUUUCACUCUGUGUUGAGUAGUCUGGAAAGGUGACUGUAGCGGCAGCAGGAGCUACAGUGGGACUUGGCUCGUGUGUAUAGUGGCGGCAGUGCUGGUCAGGUUUAAUAGCUGAGGACCAAAUAUUCUUUGUGGCAAUGUUGUAAAGGCACUGUUAAAUGGAGUGUUAUUUUCAGUUGCUGUAUUGUACCCUUUUUCUUGUUUGGGAACCAUCUCAUCCACAAGCCGAUAUGGUUUUUCAAUGGCCAUUGUUGGUGUCUGAAAGCAGGGUGGCUGAUGGUCAAUGUAAUGACAUAAUGCAUGUUAAAUGACCUUUUAACACCGUGAUAACUCAAAAUCCACCUAAAACUACGAAACAGAACUUGUAUAUUAUCCAUUGGCCGGUUGACAAAAGUGUUAGCGCCAAUAUUUACUGGAAAUCUAGUCAAGUAGACUGGCUGAUACCGAUAAACCAAUAAAUAAUAAAGCAUAGGCCAAGAGAAUAUCAACUUUAUUUCCAUUUAAGUGAGAGCACAAAUACAAAACGAAGGAUAUUUGGUCUUAAGCUCUUACUGACUGAGGUAUCUGGACCGAGGCAUAUAACUUCUCAAGCCCAUUCUCAGGGUUACACACAAUUUGCUUUUUCGCAAAACAUUUUCCAACACCUUGAGAUGAUUUAUUGCUGAUGUUGAGUGUUUGACAUGAAGGAGAGGGGUUUUCAUGUAGGAGCGUCCACAUGAAAUGCCAAAUCUGUCUAGUCUUCCGGGCAUCUCGAGCCGAGGCAUCUCCUGAGCGAGGGGAGCAUGUGUGCGAUAACCGAAGCAGCUAGUUCCUCUUUAGAUUCAGUACUGUAGUAUGCACACUAACCCCGCUCUACACGGAAAAAGAGGCAUGUUACCAAAAACAUGUGCACAGACCUUUGUGUUCUGAUUUAGUUGGUGUGUUUGUAUGCAUUUUUUGUUGUCUAUGUGUGUUGAGAGACUUGAACUGGUGUGUGUGUCAUUUAAAGGCAUCUGGCUAUGCUUAGUCAUGUCAUUGAACAUUUGAAUAAAGGGUAACUGCAUGUGGAACGAUCAGAAGUAAACAGCAUCAGUCAAAAAUCGCUUAGUUGGUGAAAUCGGAGAAGUCAACUUUUCUGGCCUAAUAUUUUAAAACAACAUUAAUAGCCUUGCUAGACGCAUAAAAGGCCAAACUAUCCAAUGCUCAUGGUAGAAACCAUAGCAUGUUACGUUAAUGUGGUGCAUUCUGUUUCGUUUUGGUUUUGUGGAGAGGGGAUAUAUUGGUAUGGAGAAUUUUGGUCAUAUUGUUGGUAUGGCUAGAUGCCGCAUAUCAUAUCAUUCCAGUGACGUUUCUAUAAGGCCCCUUAUGAUGCAUACGGUUGUUGUGGCACAUAUUCAUGAAGAGUCCUGGUUACACUGUGAAUUUGUCUGGGAUGUUGCCCGACGCCUUUUAACGGGGAGUCUGGCAACGCAGCUGCUAAUGUGCUGAUGCAUCACGUAUUGAGACUUCUGAUUAAACAGUGAAUCUUUGUAUAUAGUCAAGUCAAAAUAGUUUAUUUGGUAUUUCUCUCCUGUGUUGUGCGAGGAGGAAUGCAGUAUGUGACGUGCUCUGUCAUUUUGAGUCAGAACGAGGCAAAAAAAAUGCUUUGUUGCAUUGAUUUUGAUGAUACAAAGUCUCAGCUUAUUUGGGCUUUCAGAAAUUCGAACAUGUCAUUUUGACAUCAUAGAUCGCUAACGCUGCCUCACAUUUUAAAGGCAGCGCCGAGAGCGGGCGAACUGAUCAACUUUUUUUCUUUACUAGUUAUAGCGCAAAAACGAACGACGCUUACUAAAUUUUACGUCUAAUGUGAUCACGUUUCAUGUCGCAGAAAGAUGUGAAUUAAACAGCUCGUGAACAUUACCUGAUGUUACAUUUACCUCAGGAAAGUCAUUCAAUGUCCAAAAAAAGAAAACGUAGAAAAGAGCAUGUUAGUAAAAUUGUAAAUGUAUAACCGUAAACGCGUUAUAUUUCACUCAUUGAUGCCUUAAAGUAAGAUUGAAUAAAUCUCCGUGGUCUGUCAAAAAGGCUCUAUUAUGACAGCACCAUUUAAUUAAUUUUCCGCAUUGGAUCAUAAAUGACGUUUUUGAAAGUUUUGAUUUUUGAGAUUGUUCUUUCAAUGAAUAAAGUGCCAAAAUGAGUCAAAACGAUGGAGCAGGUCACAUAAAGAGUCAGUAUUCAAAAACUUGAUGGCAUAAUAGUCUACGUCAUUGUUAUUGUACAUUUUAUUAAUCUUUGCAUGAAGGUAUGAUCUAUAUAUAUAUAUAUUUUUAAGAUUUUAUCCAAAAAUAUACAAAACACAAUCUAACUAUUAAGAAGUAGGGAAAAAAGCGAGAAGAAUAAAAGUAACCCUGCUGCCUAACAGGAGGUAUCGGACACUCAGGGGAGUAGUUAGAGGUUCACUGGUCUUAGCACAACCAUACCUGCAGGUCACAAACUCUAGCUUUUCCUCUGUUAGACAGUUAGUGGAGUAGAUUAGAGCAGCAGUUUAGGCGACGUGAGACUAACAGCACUUUUAUUUACUGGUUCACUUUAGCUGGCUACGUGCGCAGUAGCUACAGUACGAUUAAUCGCUGUCGGAAAUGUGAAUGCACAAGAUUGAAGCCCUCUCAUUUUUCUGAUGUGUGGUCCUCAGAGCUUGAACGUGGCGUGAAGACCAUGUGUCUGUCUCUAUGUGAACAGACCUGGAUUUUGACCUUGACAUGCAGACUCUUUUUAACAAUAGACACGUCAUGCAUCAGUGCUGUUCUCGCACUGUUCCCCAUCUCUCUCCGUUGUACAGUAAUGUAAAAAAAAAAACAAAAAAAAAGACAAAAACUCAACUGUUGUGUAUGUUUGUGUUUUCUGUUUUUAUCAGGGUGGGUUGCUGUAGUGGGGUUUAUUUUUAGUUGUUUUUACUUCAUUUCAUAUUGUAACUUAGCUAAUGUUCUGUGUACAGAGUGUUCGGUGUAGUGGACGUUCAACUGCUGAGUCAAACCUAGUUCAUGUUAGUGUCACUAUAUUGAUGUCAUGUAAUUUUAAUCAGUAUGUAAUUAUCCGUUUGUGCCAUUUUAACAAGCAGAACCUACCUUUGUAAGAGAUUUUUCCUUUUUAUUUUUAUAGUACUAAAACUGUAUUUUACCAUCAAUUGUAAACAUUUUUAGCUAUGUUCAGUGACACUACAGUUUUUUUUUCUCAAACCAGCUGAUCUCAAAAUCAUUGCCAAACCAAGGCUUUUUACUGAAACUUGAAAAAAAACAAAACAGAAAUGCUUUUUACAUCAACAUCUGGUCAAACAAAAUGGAUUAUUGAUGAAGAAGGACACAGUCUAAAGCCAACAAUGUUAUAUCUUCUUCUCAGUAUUGUAAACAAGUGUAUUUGUAGUGCUGCAAACCCUUUAAGAACAUUUCCGUCGAUCUGUGAUCCAGUUUCAUGUAUUAUGCACAACGUAAAAAAGAAAGCACAUUUGAUCGCCUGGAAAGAAUGUUUUAACACGUAUACCGAUCUUUGAAUUUUUUGGAAAUGCAUUUAAAAUGAUCGAUAUUAUGUAACAUAAUUUUAUCUGGGUAUGUAAUGCUUCUGAAAAGAACGCUUUUAAAUUGGUUUCGCUCCUAAUUUGGCUAUUUCUUCACGUGAAUUUAAUUGUGACGGCGUACACCUUUUAAGGAAACGUGUCAGGGCUGUGUUUAGAACAAGCAAAACAGAAAAACUAUAAUUGUGGAAAAUAUAAACACAAAUACCUCUAGGUCCAAGAUGGAAAUGAGCACAGUUUUAUUGCUGUAUUAAUUAAAACUAUACACAGAAUCAGCAUAUCUCAGUUGAAACUGUGAAUUAUUUUGGUUAAUGUAAACAGCAUGAUGUAUUUUCGUGUUGUUACGGCACUUUAAACAUGUACGUGUUUGAAAGCAACAGAAAAUAAUGCAAAAAAUUACAUCUUUCUCUCCCGUGCCCUGCAUCCUGAAAGACUUUACAAUAUAGUGUGUAUGUGUGUGUGUACUUUUGUGCUCAUGGCAAUAUAAAAAACUGAAGUAGAAUGACAAGCACAAUGACAUGAGCUCAGUACUUUAUCAAACGUACAGUAUCUAACCAUGUGUCUUUUCAAUUUUAGGGCCAAACAGCAUUGAAAUUGUCUUAGUCAUGUCAGCUGUAAACUGUUCAAUUUGAAAUGGUAAAUAAAGUUUAUUUUAAAGAUCA